AUGGAAGACUCUACGUCAGCAGAUGAACUCCGUGAAGAUACCCUGCAGCUCAAAAAGGAUCUGGAGAAAAUCAUUGAAAAUAUGGAAGACAUGUCAGUGCAAUUGACAUGGAUGGCUUAUGACAUGGUUGUAUUGCGCACUUGCCCAGAGCUGAGAGAAUCGCUGAAGAAACUUGAGGAUGAGUACCUCAAGUGCAAAAGUGUUAUUUGCAGCCCUGCAGCCAAGACAAAUCUUGAGGAGUUGUCUGCAACCAUGGAUUAUGGUGGCACUGAAACAAAGACUGAUUAUGUUGUCCAAAAGAAUGAUUUCUGA
Chanos chanos (milkfish) is the source of this 312-nucleotide messenger RNA. It is a transcript of the gene syce3, whose product is annotated as synaptonemal complex central element protein 3. Bases 1 to 312 code for a protein of 103 amino acids. The transcript is spliced from 2 exons. The record is from RefSeq and is a predicted model, not a curated record. Lineage: Eukaryota; Metazoa; Chordata; Actinopteri; Gonorynchiformes; Chanidae. Gene Ontology annotation, biological process: reciprocal meiotic recombination; synaptonemal complex assembly; spermatogenesis.